AUGAUUUUUCAUGUGAGAAAUCAUAGGAAUCCCUCAAAUAAUGAAAAAAAACAAAAAGUAAAUAUAAAAAAUUAUAAGCAUGUGCAUUAUGAUUAUAACGAAAAGGAUGAAAUUAAUUAUAAUAUGUUCAAUAAUAUAACAAAAUAUUGCUGUAAUAGAAAUAUAUGUGAUUCAUUUUUCAUCAAUGAUGAAUUAAUAAAUUGGGAAAAAGAAGACAAAAGCACUAUCAAAAAAAAAAUAAAUUAUGAUAAUACAUUCAAGAUAAAAUUUCAAGAUAAUCAUAAAUCCGAUAUAUUCACAAAUAAUUUAAUCCAAAAAAACAAUGUUGAUUAUAAUUAUAGUAAAGAACCUCUAAAUUUAACAAGUCCACUUCGAGGGAAGGAUCAUGAUAUUUUUAUUUCAUCAAAUGAUAUCGAUAAUUCAAAAAAUCCGAUUUUCACGGGCGAAAGUAAAAUUAAAAAUAAGAAAAAAUUAUUAACAUUUUAUAAUGAAUGUCCAAUAAUUAAUAAUACCUUUAUUUCUUUUGAUGAAGAUACGUUAAUGAAAAAGGACAUACAUAUAAAUAAUAAGAGACAUAACGAAUCUAAUGCUUUUCCUGUGUCAAAACCAAUAUAUUAUGAUGAGAGUAAUAAUUUUAAUAUGUACCAUAGUAAUAACAAAGGAAAUCAUCCCAAGGAAGAUGUAAAUAAGGAACAUAUUGUAUUAAAAAAUGAAGAAAAAUAUAUGUUUAAUAAUGACAAGAGAAAUAAAUACAUUCAAACACAAGAUAGAUCCAUUUUUUUAUAUAAUACACCCCAAAAUUAUAUACCAAUGGAAUCAAAACAAGACAUAGAAAGUAAUUUAAUUUUAUAUAAACAUGAUACAUGUGUAUCUUCUCUUGAGAAGGAUAAAGAUGAAUAUAUUUCAAGAUAUUCAUCAAAUAACUUAUGUAGGAAUAAUGAAAAUAUAUUGUCUAUCACUUCCAAAAAAAAUAGUAUUCAUUAUAUAAAUGAUAUAUCUAUAUAUGAUCAAUUAAUUACACAUAAUAAUCAAUCUAAUGUCUUAUAUUCAAAAAGCCCAAUUGUUGUUAGUAAAGAAGAUAUUGACAAAAUUAAUUGUUCAUAUAUUUCAAUAAUGGAUAUAAAAUCAAAUGAAAAAUCAACCCAAAUAAAUAUUUCCAGUAAAAAAAAAAAAAAGUUAAAAAAAAAUAAUAAAAUGCAUAAAAAAAAUAAAAAAAAAUUAAAGAAUUUAUAUAAAAAAGUUAAAAUAAAAACCCCAGUGAAUAUGUUUUAUAAAAGAAAAAAGAAAUUGAAAAUUGUAAAGAAAAAGAUAAAAACAGAUAAAAGGCAAAUUCAUGAAGGAAACAAAAAAAUAUAUUACGUUACAAAGGGUUGUUUAAAAGAAAAAAGAAAAAAAAGGAAAAAAUUAAAUGAAAAGGUCAAAAGUGAGGUAAAAACAAAUAAUAUUAAAAAUGGUAUUAAAAGUUUGUUUUACAAAGCGUGUAAUAAAAAGAAUUAUAGAGAAAAAAUAUACUUUUAUAAAAAUAAUACAAAGAAUGAAAAUAAGAUAAGAAAAUGUAAUAAAAGUAGAAAAAAGAAAACAUUAAAUAAAAGAAAAGCUGUUAUGAUUCGUUUAAAAGUAAAAAAGGAUGAUGAAAAAUGUAUAGGAAACAUUUUAUCAUUUAAUGCAUUAAAUCAUAAAAAAAAUUAUAUACCAUCAAAGGAAGGGUCUAAUAAGUAUAAGAAUUUUAUAAAACGUAAUAAUAAUAUAAAAAAAAUAAAAAUAAAUAAUAAUAAUAAUAAUAAUAAUACUAUGCGUUUAGAUAAAGCAAUAUCAAAUAUAAUCCAUUUCACUAAUAAGGGUAAAAUAAUAAAAUAUAGAGGUCAAUCCUACUCUGAUAUAACAAAUAAUCAUAAUAUUGAAAGUAAAGAUGAUUAUAUGACUUGUGACAAAAAUAACAUUAAAUAUGAGAGAAAAGAGAUAUUAAAUAAAGAAAACGAAAAAGUUCCUUUGCAGAGUACCAAAUAUAAAGAUGUUUAUAUGGUCAAGAAUAAAAUAAAUGUUGCACGCACAGGAAAGACAGAUAAAUAUAAGAUUAAAGGUUAUUACUUUUAUGAUAAUGAAGAUUUAGAUAACACUAAACAAGAAUUAAGUGAAAAGGAAAAAACCUCUUUGGAAAACAGAAUAUUACAUGAUUAUAUUGUACAAAACGAUUCUGUAUAUGUAGAUUCAGAAUGUAAAAAAAUAAAUAUAAAUAGUGUGACAAGCGUAUUUAAAAACAAAGCAUAUAAAAGCAAAAGUGAUAACGAAAAGGUAUAUGAAUAUAUAAGAGAUAAUAAUAGUACAAAAUAUCACAUUUUACAAAGUGUAGCAUAUAUAUUGAAUCAAGGAAAGGAAAAACAAAGGAAAAAAAAUUGUACAAUAAAAAUGAAGGAUAAUAAUUUUAUUAAUAAUAAUAAAUAUAAUAAUCAUAAUAAUAUCAAUAAUAUUAAUAAUAUUAAUAAUAUUAAUAAUUGUAACAAUUGUAAUAUUAACUUAAACGGUUACCUUAUGAAGGAAAAUAAUUCUUUUAGUACAAAAAUGUUUAAACGUGUAUCAUCAUGUAAUGUACACAAGUACGAUAAGAUAAAGGAACAGAAUGAUAGACGUAAAAGAAGUUUUAGCUAUAAUUCAUAUUUUGAAAAAAAAAAAUUUUGUGUAAAUCAAAAUAGAAACAAGGGGACGCAGAAAUACAUUAUGAAGGUUAAAAAUAUGAUAUUAUUUAAAAACAAUAUAUUAACUAAAGAUUUUCUUUUUGAUUCUUCUUUUUCUAGUGAUAUGAAUAUAGAAAGAGAAACAUUAUAUAUAUUAAAUAGUAUUUUAUUUUAUUCCUAUAAACUAAAAAAUAGGUUAAAUAUAUUGAUAAAUAAACAAUGUAAUAAUACAUAUUUCUUGAAAAUUAAAUUGUACAUACUUUGUUUAAUUAAGCUGAUUGAAAAAUAUAAGUUGGAUCCUCAUUCAUUAUGUAUAAAAAAAAGUAAGAAUAUCAUAAGAAAAAUAAUUGAGAAAAUCAAAUAUGAUAUUAUGAAUUUACCAAAAGUGACCAUACAAAUUACCACAUUUGAAACAUGCUUAAUAAAAAUAUAUACAAUCGAAUUAAUGAUGAGAUCUCUAUUGUUUUCCUCAUCAUUAGUUUUAUAUGAUGAACAUUUAUUAAAACUUUCAUAUAAUAAGAAUGGUAUAUUGUUAAGUUGUUGUAGCGAAAUAUUACAUAGGUCUUUACCAAAUGAGGAUAAUAAUAAGUUGGAUGACAAAAAAAUAUAUAUCGAAAGAACAUGCAGAUUAAAAAAAGAAAAAAAAGGAAAAGCAGAAAAAACAGAAAAAGCAUAUCUUUUGAAAUGUACUGGUUUGAAAAAGGGGUAUGUAAAAAAAAUGAUUUUCAACGGAAUGUCCUUAAAAGAUAUACACACUAUUAUGUAUAAAUUUGAUGGUACGUCUCAUGUUCUUGGAAAAAAAAAAAAAAAAAAUUAUAAUAUAGAUGAAUGUAAGACAUUACAACAAUUAAAUGAAUGUUUAAAUCUAAUACUAUCAAAUAAAAAAUCUGAUAUGUUUAAAGGAGUAAAUAAUUAUUAUAACAAAUUAAAAGAAUAUAAUGAAGAAUUAUCUUUAAUAAAUGAUCUUAAAAAUGAAGACAAUCAUUUAGUAAAAGAUUUCUUGGAUGAUAUGAAUAUGUAUGAAUUUUCAAAUCUUUUAAAUUAUUAUAUUAAGAGAAAAUAUGUUCAUAAGACAUGUGGAAAUAAUAAAAUAAGAAAAAAAAAAAAAACAAACCAUAAUGACAGUGACAAAUCAUAUAAAAACAAAUCAGAAAAAUCAGAGGGAAUUAUACAAAUUUUACAUGAUUUUUACUUAAAAGAAUAA
Messenger RNA from Plasmodium falciparum 3D7, 3876 nucleotides. RefSeq lists its product as uncharacterized. The record is from RefSeq and is a predicted model, not a curated record. Lineage: Eukaryota; Apicomplexa; Aconoidasida; Haemosporida; Plasmodiidae.